Molecule: messenger RNA, 2073 nt
Organism: Salvia miltiorrhiza (redroot sage)
Lineage: Eukaryota; Viridiplantae; Streptophyta; Magnoliopsida; Lamiales; Lamiaceae
Product: guanine nucleotide-binding protein-like NSN1
Exons: 9
Coding region: 153-1901 (582 amino acids)
Cellular component (GO): nucleolus
Molecular function (GO): GTP binding
Source: RefSeq, a predicted model, not a curated record
UUAAACGUUUUUAAAAACAAUUUUGAAUAUUUUGAAGUCGAUUUUGGUAACCCUAGAAGUCGAAACUGGUAUCCCGCCUUUUAUUCUGCCGAUUGCCUGACCGUCGACUUCAAGCCCCUCUCUUCCGCCUAGUCGUCAGUCGGAACGCCAACAUGGUGAAGAAGAGCAAAAAGAGCAAGAGCAAGAGGGUGCCGCUGAGGAAGAAGUACAAGAUUAUACGGAAGGUGAAGGAGCACCAGAAGAAGAAAGCCAAAGAGGCCAAGAAAUUAGGGAUCGACAAAAAGCCCAAAGUCGAAAAGGAUCCCGGCAUCCCCAACGAUUGGCCUUUCAAGGAGCAGGAGCUCAAAGCCCUUGAGGUCCGCCGCCAACGCGCAAUUGAGGAGCUCGAGGCAAAGAAAGCCGCUCGAAAGGAGAGGGCACAGAAGAGAAAAUUGGGGCUUUUGGAUGAUGAAGAAAUUAAAGGAGGAGAGGAGGGGAUUAAUGAGAAUCCCACUAAUGUUACUAGGAAAGUAGAUAAUUCCGAGAAGGCUUUUUACAAGGAGUUAGUGAAAGUCAUUGAGGCUUCUGAUGUCAUAUUGGAGGUUCUUGAUGCCCGUGAUCCCCUUGGUACUCGAUGUGUCGACAUGGAAAAGAUGGUGUUGAGUGCAGGGCCUGAUAAGCGUCUUGUUCUCCUCCUAAAUAAAAUAGAUCUUGUUCCACGGGAGGCUGCGGAAAAGUGGCUCAAGUAUCUCAGGGAGGAGUUACCUGCUGUUGCCUUUAAGUGCAGCACCCAAGAACAGAAGUCAAAUCUUGGGUGGAAAUCAGCUCCAAAGGCUGGAAAGACGAAGAAUCUUCUGCAAACAAGUGACUGUCUAGGAGCUGAAACUCUUAUUAACUUGCUGAAAAACUACUCAAGAAGUCACGACAUCAAGAAAUCUAUUACCGUGGGGAUUAUAGGGCUCCCUAAUGUUGGUAAAAGUAGUAUAAUUAAUAGCUUGAAAAGAUCUCAUGUUGUCAAUGUUGGAGCUACUCCUGGGUUGACAAGAUCUAUGCAAGAGGUCCAUCUGGAUAAAAAUGUUAAAUUAUUGGACUGCCCUGGUGUUGUGAUGCUUAAAUCUGCAGCAAAUGAUGCAUCGAUUGCUCUUCGAAAUUGCAAAAGAAUUGAAAAAUUGGAUGAUCCAAUUGGUCCUGUUAAGGAAAUCCUCAAGCUAUGUCCAGAGAAAGUAUUGGUAACUCUUUACAAGGUCCCGAGUUUUGAUUCUGUUGAUGACUUCCUUCAGAAGGUUGCUACAGUCAGGGGAAAGCUCAAAAAGGGUGGUGUUGUAGAUGUUGAUGCGACUGCAAGGAUCAUUUUACACGACUGGAAUGAAGGUAAAAUUCCGUAUUAUACCAUGCCUCCCAAGAGGAAUGCAGACGAGCCUUCCAAGGCAAGGAUUGUCACUGAACUUGGGAAGGAGUUUAAUGUAGAUGAAGUUUAUGGCAGCGAAUCAACUAUUAUAGGCAGUUUGAAAUCCAUGAAUGAGUUCAAUCCUGUUGAAGUUCCUUCAAAUUGCCCUUUGAAUUUUGAUAUGGCGAUGCUUGAGGAAAAACCAGGCAAUGAUGAUGAUGAGCCCAUGGAAUCUGGAGAAGAAGAUGAAAACGUUACUAGUGCAAAGGAGAAAUCUGCUACUGUGAAGCAAAAUGAAAAGCUGUAUGGUGAGGAAGGCAUGCUAAAUACAAAGAUGAGAAAAGCAGAUAAGAAGAGGCGGAAGAAGGAAAAUCAGACAUCAUCAUGUACAAUGGAACACGAUGAUUACGACUUCAAGGUGGACUACGUUAAGGACUCUGAAAUGGAAACGGAAACUGGAGAUGAAGUCGUAGCUGACGAAGCAAAGAAAAACAGAUUCGAGCUACCUUCUGGAGUAGAGUUGGACAAUGAAUAGCCAAAAGCAAUUCGGAAUCACUAUUCUUCAGUCUAUGAAGCACAAUUUUGAAGACAAAGACUCAUUUGUAAGAGAAAAAAAGUAGGUAUGUUUUUAUGUUUGUAGGUAGACAGACAUACCUGAAAUUGUGAUACAUGCUUUUAGUUGCCAACGACGCCCAUGCUUGAUUUUA